ACCCGGCCAAUCCAGCAAUCAGCGGUUAGCCUUCAGAGAUGGCGUCUAAAGCUUCCUCCCCGGGGGCCAACCUCCUCCGCCAUUCGCGGCUUUUUGCUAUGCCAAAGCCCCUCCCCCCACCAUUAACCUUCCGCUUGGGCCACCAAGAUCCAGCACCAUACCCAACCGUCCAAGCAAUAACCACCCCGACUGCCUCACGGGUCCGUGGCAAUUGGGGCCUGAAGCGCGAUGUCCCGCACAAGAUCACGCACACAACGAUGCGAGUGACAGAGCUGGACACAAUUGAGCGCUUCAUGGCCUUCGAAUCCGCCAACGACGACGUGCUCACGUUGAAGAAAUGGCAGGAGGUGGACAUGCCACUGGUUAAGAGUCCCACACUAGGAAGCGGGCUGAGUGCGAACGCAUGCCUUCAGGAAUCCGUCUUCGACGACAACAUCAUUGCUGGAGAGAGUUACAAGUGGAAGUAUCUCGGCCCCUUCCUCCCGGAUAUGCCGGCGGAUGAGUUUAAACGGUACGUACUGAAGAAGGUGAAGCCCCGACAGAAAGAAUUCGAAGCAUUUGUCGCAAAGAGCAUGGCGGAUGCGUGCGGGGUGUACGAAAGUGCUGCUGCCGCCGACGGGGAGACAAAGGAAGUACAGGUGAACAUGAACAAGUUGAGGGAGGACACAAUGAAGUUCCUGGCCCUGGUGACGGACUUCCUGGACAUGCCGAGGGGCGGGAGGUCCUAUCGUACCCACCCGUCCGCGGGACUACACUACACUCGCUCAGCAGCACACAUUCCCUACGAUCCUGAGCACGGCCCUUGCCCUUCACGCCCUGUUCCUGGCCGAUCCCUCAACUCGUCCCCCAGUGGCGCCGUCGUCGGGAUCGGCGGUGUUGCCGCGAUCCUCCGCGAUAAUAAUACCAAUUACUUUGACACCGGCCGGGUGCAUAACGACCGCAGACACGUUCGCAACUACGAGCCCAGAUCUGCGUACAUCUCCAACCGCGGGCGGAUCAUGAUGGAUGCCAAGUCUGCUAUGUCCUACGAGGAGGCUAUCGGGAUGAGGGGUAAGGGUCCUGAGGCGCUCUGGGGCGCUGGGGGCGCUGGGUCCGUGAUGGAUAAUCUGAAGAACUUGGUUCCCCAGGGCGGGCGCAAGAGGGGGGUAGAAUGGGACAAUUGGUUCGUGGAUUCCGGGGGACGGCGAGGGGGCGGUAAUGGGGACAGGGGUGGCUUGAGCAGCCUGGCGCCUCCUGGGUCCAAGCUUUCGGGGGCGUUCACGAGGCUGGGUCAGGCGAAGGAGGGUGGGGGGCGGGAAAAGAACGACGUGAUCACUGAUAUCCUAGCUAAUCUAACAAAGAGCUGAUAUGCUAAUCGCUUCUCAAAUUUCUUUUUUGGUGGUCUUUAUUCUAUUUCCAUUUCGCUCCAGAUAUUCUACCAGCGUAAAAACAAACAAUUAUAUCUUAAGGAAGACUAUUGUACAGUACAAACGUUUCUGAAUUGCCUACAGACGUAUUAUAUAAUUACGGUAUAU
Molecule: messenger RNA, 1514 nt
Organism: Tuber melanosporum (Perigord truffle)
Lineage: Eukaryota; Fungi; Ascomycota; Pezizomycetes; Pezizales; Tuberaceae
Exons: 1
Coding region: 39-1346 (435 amino acids)
Biological process (GO): mitochondrial translational initiation
Cellular component (GO): mitochondrial small ribosomal subunit
Molecular function (GO): structural constituent of ribosome
Source: RefSeq, a predicted model, not a curated record